GGGACCCUCCCCAGAGAGCAGAUCAUCAGAGUCAGACUCUAGGGGAUGCUGAGUUGAGGGGCCAGAGCAAGGAGUGGGGCCACCUCAUCACGUCAGCCAUAAGCUCCGAACCGUUGCCGCUGCUUUGCACCAAAUUAAUGAAAUUAGGAAGUAACUGAAGAAAAAAUUGAGGGGAAGUAGAUGAGAGAAAACAAAAAAGGAUAAUUUAGAAGAAGAGAAGGUAGGUUGCCUCUGUGCUCAGUUCAAGUCUCUGGAAGGCAGCUGGCAUUUGCUGAGAACCAGGGAGACAAGCCAGGCAGGCAGGACAUGCAGCUGCUCCCGGUUGUGAUCCUUCUCGUCGUCCAAGGCCACUUCUCCACCUGCGUGCAGAGAACGGUGAGAGGCACGGCAAUGGGCACACUGACUGUGCACUGUACAUAUGGGCGGGGUUGGGAAUCCUACAAGAAAUGGUGGUGUCGUGGGUACGAGUGGGGUUCCUGCAAAAUCCUUGUUAAAAGCACCGGGUCAGAGCAACUGGUGAAGAAGGGCCGAGCAUCCAUUCAGGACAAUCACAGCCGGCGCAUAUUCACCGUGACAUUGGAGGAUCUCUGGUAUGACGAUGCAGACACCUACUGGUGUGGGAUUGAGAAAGCUGGCAAUGACCUGGGGUACAAAGUAUACGUGGAUGUUGACCCAG
Molecule: messenger RNA, 676 nt
Organism: Herpailurus yagouaroundi (jaguarundi)
Lineage: Eukaryota; Metazoa; Chordata; Mammalia; Carnivora; Felidae
Product: CMRF35-like molecule 1
Exons: 2
Cellular component (GO): plasma membrane
Molecular function (GO): transmembrane signaling receptor activity
Source: RefSeq, a predicted model, not a curated record